AAUUCAUAGGUUAUCACAGUUCGUAAUUUUAUUAUAUUUUGUUUUCUUUUAUACAAAUUUUUUGUGAAAAUACAGAAAAGUUGUUGAUAAAAGUAAUUAUUAAAUAAAUCUACUUUAAGUAUAGAAAAAAAAGUGAAUGAAAAUUAUAUGUGCAAUUUACACGAAUUUUUUUUAGGGGAACAAUUUAUUUUUUUUAAAGGAAAAAAAAAAAUUCGCAAAUACGCGCGCGUAUUUUACGAUGAUGUCAUCGCAAAACUUCCGAAGUGGAUUUCAGUAAAUUUUAUUUGUUUCCCUUUUUUAUUGUGUAGAAACUGUGUUAUAUAUAGAAAAAAUAUACAUGUAAACAUUUAUUUACUAUAUAUACAUAUAUAUUCAUUAUACGAUUAACGGAAUAUAACAGGAAUUUUGUAAAUUAUUUCCUGCCUUUUUAUCAGUAGUUUAUAAAUUUCCCAAAAUGACAGAAGAGGAAAAAGAAAAGGAACUCGUGAAAAUAGCAGAGGAAAGUUCCCUUUGUGGAGGCGAUGAACGAUCUGAUAAGGAAACAGUGGAACCUCGUUUUGAAUGUCCAAUUUGCAUAAGUUGGCUAAAAGAUCCAGUAUUAACAUCAUGCGGUCAUAGAUUUUGUUCCGAUUGCAUCAAUACUUGGCUCAAAAAACGAGGUUCAAGUUGUCCAGUCGAUAGUAAACAUUUAAAUCCAGAUGUCGAUUUAUUUAAGGAUCUUUUUACAAAAAGAGAAAUUGCACAACAACGAACACAUUGUCUUUAUCGUGAAUAUGGUUGUCACAUUGAAAUUUCGCCAAUUGAUUUGGAAAAUCAUUUAAAUGAAUGUUCAUAUAAAAAGCAUGCUAUUGAAUCACAGGAAAAUUGUCCAUUCAAAGAUAUUGGAUGUCGGGAAAUAUUUAAAUCAACCGAUACAUUGAAACAUCAUUUAGAAGAGGGAAUGAAUUCUCACAUGACGAUGAUUGCAACUUCUUUAUCUCAUUUAACAUUAAAAUCAAAUAUCGAUGCAAAAGCAGCCGAAGCAAAAUAUUGGGAUCCACCGUCAAAAGAAGAAACUGAAUCUCAACCUAUUAUUCAUGAAUUAUGCGAGAAAGUUGUAAUGUUGGAACAAAAAAAUCGUGAAUUAACAUUUGCAUUGGAAAAUUUACAAUCAUCAAUUAUUGAACGCACUUGUAAUGGUUCAUAUAUUUGGAAAUUGGAAUUAUUUCAUGAGAAAUUAAAUAAUAUGAUGGAAAAUCGAAUGAAUAUGUUUUUUAGUCCAUCAUUUUAUACAAGUACAAUGGGCUAUAAAGUUUGUGCAAGAAUUAAUGUAUCGCAUAAUAAUUCUGAUUUUUUAUCAUUGGUAUUGCAUCUUGUUAAAUCGGAAAAUGAUGAUACACUUGAUUGGCCAUUUGAAGGAUGGAUAUCAUUUUUACUUGUAAAUCCUGAUGAUACGCGUAAAAAUAUUUUAGAAACAGCUAAAACACAAUCAAAUCUUGAGGCAUUUAAAAAACCAAUUUAUAAUAUUAAUCGACGUAGUUAUGGUUUUACUGAAUUUAUAUUAAUUAAAUAUUUAGAGAGUUUUGUGAAAAAUGACACUGUUAUUAUACGAAUUGAUGUGAAAACUGUGAAUCGUUUAGAUAAAGAAAUAUGUGGUGAUUCAUUGCUCACUGAGGAAACAUUUCAAAUUCAUACUGAAGUUUAAUUUUUUUAUAACAAUGUGAUAUUUUUUUUUUUUUAUCUGUAAAUAUUCUCAGGAAAUUUUCACGGGGGGGGGGGAGGAGAAAGAAAGGCGACUUUUUUUUAGUCCCUUGAGAUUAUGUUUUAAUAAAUUGUAAUUUUUCUGUUUCAA
This is a messenger RNA of Leptopilina boulardi, 1831 nucleotides long. It is a transcript of the gene Traf6, whose product is annotated as TNF receptor-associated factor 6. Gene Ontology annotation, molecular function: protein binding. Gene Ontology annotation, biological process: regulation of canonical NF-kappaB signal transduction; positive regulation of JNK cascade; tumor necrosis factor-mediated signaling pathway. Gene Ontology annotation, cellular component: plasma membrane signaling receptor complex. The record is from RefSeq and is a predicted model, not a curated record. The transcript is spliced from 7 exons. Bases 455 to 1684 code for a protein of 409 amino acids. NCBI's taxonomy places the organism in Eukaryota, Metazoa, Arthropoda, Insecta, Hymenoptera, Figitidae.